UCUCGGAUAGGUGGAGCCGCUCUCUGGCCCGCCUCUUUCCCCGCCCUGUGCUGCAGCCGGUUGGCCCAGGUGCGUGUCGGGUUGGGCGGCUCGGCCCCGGCGCUCGCCCCCGGGAAGGCAGCAGGGGCGGUUGAGAAGUGAAGUCUUGGCCGGAGUUUACUUCUUGCCAGGAGAUCCGCGGUGGUGGCAGCGGCGGCGGCGUUUCCCGGCGGAGCCGAGGCCGGCUGGCUCCCCGCUCCCUCAGCGGGCCGCGGAGAGCGGACCUGGCGCUGGGCUGCGGCGCUGGGAGCCGGUGCGCGCCCCGGGCGGCCGCGCUUUCCCAAACAUUUAAAAUGACCUGUGUGGAGCAUACCCUAUUUCUGUGAGGUAGCACUGGUGAGGGGAACUAGUCUCUGGGGAGCUCCGUGUCCCUGAAACCUUCCCUGAGGAAGUUGUCUUUGAACAGAUACCUGGCUGAGUAGGUGUUACACAGGGCCUGGUUUCUAUGUAUUUGAUUACUUCAGAUACCUCAUAACAAACCUUGAUUUUAGUCAAAUACAUCAGUGCCCGUUAAAGGAAACCAUACCUGAAGUGGAAGUCUAACGUAUGAGGAUACAGAAACUGCUUUGGUUGACUCAGAAUGGGAACCGCAAGUGAUGAGAUGGUGUCUGUGGAGCAGACCUCCUCCUCCUCCUUCAAUCCUCUGUGUUUUGAAUGUGGCCAGCAGCACUGGACAAGAGAGAACCACUUAUACAAUUACCAGAAUGAAGUAGAUGACGACCUGGUCUGCCAUAUUUGCCUUCAGCCUCUGUUGCAGCCACUAGACACCCCCUGUGGACAUACGUUCUGCUGCAAGUGCCUCAGAAACUUCUUACAGGAGAAGGACUUCUGUCCAUUGGACCGGAAAAGACUCCACUUUAAGUUGUGUAAGAAGUCUAGUAUUCUAGUUCAUAAGCUUCUGGACAAAUUAUUAGUGUUGUGUCCAUUUUCUUCAGUGUGCCAAGAUGUCAUGCAACGCUGUGAUCUGGAAGCACAUCUUAAAAACAGAUGUCCUGGAGCUUCUCAUCGGAGACUUGCCCUAGAGAGGAGGAAAACUGGUAAAACUCAGACAGAGAUUGAGAAUGAAAACGGAACCACUAUAAUAGAUCUACCAGGUACUUUAUCACCUGAAACGGACUGUUCAGGGACAGGCACGGAGCCUGCUGAGCGCAAUGUGACGUCGGCGUCUCUUCCUGCGUGGACUGAGGAGCCUGGCCUGGACAAUCCCGCCUUCGAGGAGAACGCAGCCACUGACACUACGCAACAGCCAGUUAGUUUACCGGAAGGCGAAAUUACCACGAUUGAAAUUCACCGGUCUAAUCCUUAUAUUCAGUUAGGAAUUAGCAUUGUGGGCGGCAAUGAAACGCCACUGAUUAACAUUGUUAUCCAGGAAGUCUAUCGGGAUGGGGUAAUCGCCAGAGACGGAAGACUCCUUGCUGGAGACCAGAUUCUUCAGGUCAACAACUGUAACAUCAGCAAUGUAUCUCACAACUAUGCCAGAGCCGCCCUCUCCCAGCCCUGCACCACGCUGCACCUUACCGUGCUGCGAGAGAGGCGCUUUGGGAACCGGACGUACAGCCACCCCGAUGGGAGCUCUCCACGGGAAGAGGUCUUCCACGUGGUCCUUCACAAACGGGACUCUGGUGAACAGCUUGGCAUUAAACUCGUACGAAGGACCGAUGAGGCAGGCGUUUUUAUUCUUGACCUGUUGGAGGGGGGGCUGGCUGCACAGGACGGAAGGCUGAGCAGCAAUGACCGAGUGCUCGCCAUCAAUGGACAUGACCUGAAGCAUGGGACCCCUGAGCUUGCCGCCCAGAUCAUUCAGGCUAGUGGAGAGAGGGUGGAUUUAACAAUUGCUAGACCAGGGAAAUCCCAGCCUGGUAACCCUGUCCGAGACGCAGGAGCUCAGAGUAGCAGCCAGCAUCAUGCACAGCCGCUGUAUAACAACAGACCCAGCUCACAUAAGGAUCUUACCCAGUGUGUUACAUGCCAAGAAAAACACAUUACUGUAAAGAAGGAACCACACGAGUCCCUGGGAAUGACAGUGGCUGGGGGCAGAGGAAGUAAGAGUGGUGAACUGCCCAUCUUUGUGACCAGUGUGCCACCUCAUGGCUGCCUUGCUCGUGAUGGCCGCAUCAAGCGAGGUGAUAUAUUGCUGAAUAUCAAUGGCAUUGAUUUGACCAAUUUAAGUCAUAGUGAGGCCGUUGCUAUGCUGAAAGCCAGUGCCGCAUCCCCUGCUGUUGUCCUGAAAGCACUUGAGGUCCAGACUGUUGAGGAGGCAUCCCAGGCCACCGAAGAGCAGCCCGGCACCUUCAGUGAGAAUGAAUAUGAUGCCACCUGGUCCCCAUCAUGGGUCAUGUGGCUUGGGCUUCCAAGUGCCCUUCAUAGCUGCCAUGAUAUCGUUUUACGAAGAAGCUACUUGGGAAGUUGGGGCUUUAGUAUUGUUGGUGGAUAUGAAGAGAACCACACCAAUCAGCCUUUCUUCAUUAAAACCAUCGUCUUGGGGACUCCUGCUUAUUAUGAUGGAAGAUUAAAAUGUGGAGAUAUGAUCGUAGCCGUCAACGGCCUGUCAACGGUGGGCAUGAGCCACUCCGCACUAGUUCCCAUGUUGAAGGAGCAGAGGAACAAAGUCACUCUGACAGUUACCUGCUGGCCUGGAAGCCUGGUGUAGGAUUUGAAAUCGGUUGUGAGUCGAACAUCUUCCUUUUUUAGGCUUUGGAAAGAAACCCCUUUCGUUGGAUUGUGUUUCUGCUUAGGAGCUACAGACACAGCUGAUGUUUGCAGGGCCCAAAACCACUGAGAUUGUCCUUUUGUUAUUAGUAAAACGGCUUUCCUCCAGUUAGCCACGUUUCUUUGAGCUUGGUCUUCCACUAACCCUUAUAAGCUCGUGUUUUCAAAAUUCAGACUCUCCGUUGUCAGAAUGUGACCUAAAAUAAUGAAAGAAGUGCGCGCGGGCUGCGGUCCAGCCAGCUGGCUUAGAGGGCUUGGGGUGGUCCUUGGUUUUCCCGGCCGAAUCACAGAGUGAGCCGGGUGCCCGAGCGCGGGAGCUGGUGGAGCCCAUGGCUGUGGCCCUCGCUGCCCCUGUUGCGGCCAGUGCCACGAAUGGAUACAUCUUCGUUUAGCUGUAGCCCUUUCCCGUUUUCUCCCCAUCAGUGCCAACGUUUCAGAACUUCAUACUGUUUAUAAAGUGGUAUUUCUGACUGUUUGGUGUCCCCUUUAAUUUCUUAAGGAAGUCUGACACUACUAAAGAGCUUUUUAAAAAAUAAUGUACCAUUAAUUAGAAUACUAGAUAAUCAAAGGUCACGUUUUCCAUUGACAGAGGCAUUUGGGAGGUAAUUAUAGUUUAGUGCUGGAGAUGGUAAAAGCCACACUUGCUUGCAGAAGUCCAGAAGCAUUAAAGAUUCCUUUCCAAAGGAAUGUUUUGUUAUGCAGGGAAAUUUUGAAGCAGAUUUUGCUAAAAUUCAUUUUCUAGAGUCUGUAUUGUACUUAUCAGCAGUCUUGGCUGGACAUGCUUUUUGUGAUUUCUGUAGUUAAACUAAAGAUAAAACCGUGUUGCUAUUCCACACACAUUCACCUAUAUCGCGGCUCAGUGUAGGAGAAGGUGUACUUUUUUUAUUUCAUUCCGAGAAGAGCCUUCAGUGUUCUAGAAAUCCUUAUUUUUUCCCCAUUAUUUCUUGUGAACUUAAUUAUUUCAAGAAAAAGACUGGAAAGUCCUGGAUUUUUAUCUAAAAUAGUAGGUUUUAGAUGUUAAUAUCUUUCAGUCAGUUCUUGGUCACGAGGCUAUUUCUUAUUUUUCUAAAUGCUUUUGAAAACUACAGCCAGCCCAUUUUGUUAGUCCUUCAUUCCACUUGAUUGUCCCUUGGAAGAACGCAUAAAGAAGCGAAUAAAAUCAAAAUUUCUUUACCUUCUUAAUGUUACGCAUACUUGAAAAGAGUUUCACUUAGAAACCUAGUUCAGAAUCUGAGCUCCUUGACAAGUGCCCUCUGUAAUAAAUGGUAUUGAUUAUCAGAGAAUGUAUUUCCAAAACACUACAGUAUAUUAUGAAGCAUGACCACUUUGUUUUCAAACUGGCAGUUGUAUUGCUGGGGCUUAUUGUGUCUGCAGCAUGUCACCGAUUAUUCCUGUUAGUUUUUUAGUGAUUUUUUUUUUUUUUUAAACAUACCGCUUUUGAAUAAAUAAGAAAUGGCAAUAGUAAUUGCUACUGAUUUGUCCAACCCCUUAGCUACACUGUACGGCCAACAUAUAUAACCAAGAUGCAGUGGAAUGCCCCAUACAGUAUAUUACUGUUACGUGAUUGGCUUUUGAAGCAAUUUGGUAUUGAAAUGCUUUGAUAUUCUAAUUGAUGUGGAACAAGUUUUUUUUUUCCUGCUCCCCAAAUAGAAAUUUUAUAUCCUACUUUGCUAUUUUUUUAAACAUUUUGUAAGAAUGUAUCAUUUCUUGGGGCGUGGCCAUCCAUCAACAAAUAUCCCAAUGGCUACUUUGUUGUAUAUAAAAUACUUACAUUGAACCUGGGGAUAAAAUGAGUAUUUUGAAAGAAGACACUUUUUUCGACUUUAUUUUUAUCAUGGAAAUCUCAGACUCAGCUUAAGCUAAUUUGGUUUUAUUACAAAACAUGAUAGUUUUUGGUCAGAAUGAUAUUUGGUGAUGGAAACUUGUUCAUAAUUUAUUGUUACUGUUGAAAUAUUUGAAUUUUCUCAUCUUAACGUAAAUAGUUCAAAUAUUUUGAUUUGUUCUGUGCCUUCGGUUUAAAUUAUUUCAGGAUUUUUCAAAUGUGUUUAAAUAAUGGUGUGAUCAUCAUUUAGGAUGGAAAUAAAAGUCAUCCUUCCAUACUAGUGAUAUUGUCUCUUUUCUGAAGCAGCAGACGUUGACUCAGUACGUGAUCUUUAUGUUUGUUCAUGGCCCAGCAGGCUGCCCACACCCUCAGUCCUGCUUCCACACACGCCUGUAGUCGCCCUUCUGUGCGUGGCCAGGGUGUGCCAUAUGGGGUGGGAGGCGUAGCUUGAACGCUGCCCAUCUAGCUUUCUCCGGCCCAUACUCCCCGCUUUCGAGAGAAUUCCCCUCCGUGUGAGGGUGAAUCUCCACAGGCCUCUAUCUGCCUUUAUAUGGCUCUGACCUAAGUACCCUCAGAGUUGUAAGUCCCGUCUGAUGCCACCUUGCAAUUCUGAAGGCCGCUCAUGCCCUGGUGCUGUGGCUCCCACAGUCUGCAGACUGAAGGCACCCAACCUCACUUCUGCACCCCGACUCUGUGUUUUCUCACGCGCUUAUCUAUCUCCACUCUCUCUCACUCUGAACUCUUAUCGGCAGCCUUUCUAAACCCUAACUUUAGGGGCGCCUGGGUGGCUCAGUCGUUGCACGCCUGACUUCGACUCAGGUCAUGAUCCCAGGGUCCAGGGAUCGAGCCCCGCAUCGGGCUCCCUGCUCGGUGGGAAGCCUGCUUCUCCCUCUCCCACUCCCCCUGCUUGUGUUCCCUCUCUCACUGUCUCUCUCUCUCUCUCUGUGUCAAAUAAAUAAAUAAAAUCUUAAAAAAACAAAAACAAAAACAAACCCUAACUCUGGUCAUUGCUCCGGGCAUUUCACUGUUGAGGGAUCUUGGCGCUGCAGGAAAGUCCCCUCACCAUCUGCCCCCACCCCCAUCUCUUACGUAACUUCUCCUCCCCACUCCUUGCCUCAUUUAAGAACUGCCACCACGCCUGUGCCUACGCGGGCUGACCUGGCUCAAGUGGCGUUACCUCUCUUUGGGAAAUCUUCACAAACCUCCUGGGGCUAGCCCUUUUUUUUCCUCUCUUUUAAAAGGUUUUAUUAAACUAUACUUUUAUGGUCAUGGAUGCAUACUAGGAAGAAGAAAAACUUGCAGGUAGGUGCUUGAUUAUCACUGUCUCUAGCAGUUUUUAAAAUUGGACAUUAAAUAUCAGAGAUUCUAUAUCUUCUGAAGAGCCCGGGUAUUCUAGAGGGAGAAUGUAGGCCUGGUGUCCUUUCUGUCCCAGGAUCUCCUCCAGGAUGCCACAUUACAUCUAGUUACGCCUCCUUGGGCUCCCCAUGCCAGGGCCAUUUUCUCAGACUUCCCUUCCUGAGGAGGACCUUGACAAUGUUGAGCACUGGUCGGGGAUGUUGUAGGAUGCCCUCUAUUGGAAUUUGUCUGCUCUUCCCCCCUCAUGAUUAGACUGGGGUGAUGCGUUUGCAGGUAAAGUGCCAUUCCCCUCAUGUACAGCAAGGCUGCCUACCAUCAGCAUGACCUGUGGCUGUUGGUGUUGACCUUGUCCACCUGGCCUAAGUAGAGUGUGUGUCGGGUGUCUCCACAGUAAAGUUGCUUGCUCUUCCCUCCGCACUGUCGUCUUUGGACAGAAGUCACUCUGCACAGCCCGCACAGGUGUGGACAAUUAUAUGCUCCACUUAUUUUUGAGCUGGUCAGCAGAACGAGAGGGUCUCUGGUGCUGCUUAGGGAGGCCUUGUGGGUGGAAAGACGGGAAUCCGGAGGACUUAGAGGGUUUAUUCUCUCAGGAUCCUGUGCCCUCACACUCCCAACCAGCUACUGCGCUUUCUCACGAAAAGACAAUGUGGUCUGUAGAUUCUAUUGCUGUAACUUCCAACCUUGGUUUCCAUUCUUUUUGUAUAUUGAAGCAGGCUGUUGCUUUAUGAUUCCUCAAGUGUUUGAAGCCUUAGUCAGAUAAGCAGAUGGUUUAAAUUUGAAGUUAACAAACCUGAAUUUCAGCUGCUAAGGGUACUUCAGCCUGUACAUCAUGCCGAAAGCACCCAUGCGAUAAUACAUCAAGGUCCCAUUAAUUCAGACUUAACUAAUUUGGAAUUUGAAAGCUUAAACAGAGUUGCAGUUACCUUGGCACUUUAUAUAAAGAAUGAGUAUCUUAAGUCAACAUUUAAAAAGUGAGAGUGGGAUAUCUAAGCUGCAUCUGAAGUAUACAGUUUCCAAGUCGCCUUAAGCACUUGAAUACCCAGGCCCGUUCCAGUGAUUGGUAGUUCUCUCUCCCAUGUAGUCAUGUAAACAAGAGUCCACCUAGCACCUACUGUGUGCAUGACACCUAGGCUCUGGAUCACCUCUUUGUAAUGCCUGAUUUCAUCUUUCAUAAUUCACACCUUCCAUUUGUCCCUAUUCAGUGAUAAAACCGUGUAGGUUACAUGGCAGAGUGAACUGCUGCCCGGUCACAGGCCAGGAAGUCAGGAAGCGAGCUCCUUCUCUGAAAUCUCUCUUCUCUGCCUGCUGAAUGGAAGGUUUCAACUCCUCAGGGUCCUUAUUAGAAAGCUCUGGCCAUUUUACAGUGUAAAUCUCCACUGAACGAUGCUAGCAAUUUCUACGGCAACACAAAAGCUCUUUAGAAGUAAAGUUGAACAUGUAGGCGCAGGGCCUACGGGCUGUAAAUCACCCAAGGUGAGAGGUGCUGAAGUGCGGAGUACACUGGAGCCCCUGAAGACGUAGCACCUCCCCGCACACAGCAGAAGGGCAGGCCUCCAGCCAGAAGGGUGACCUGCGGAGGUGCUGAGCGCUCCAAGAUUUCCGUUUGAACCCUAACGACUCGCCUGCACGUCAUGCUUUGAAGUUGGGCUGUUUUGCAAAUUCCUACCAGUACGUUCGCUUUGUUCCUCAAAAGUUUUCAGUUUUAAGGGUGUAUCCAACAACAACCCUUCCUUGAA
This is a messenger RNA of Mirounga angustirostris (Northern elephant seal), 7662 nucleotides long. It is a transcript of the gene LNX2, whose product is annotated as ligand of numb-protein X 2. The transcript has 12 exons. Bases 620 to 2689 code for a protein of 689 amino acids. NCBI's taxonomy places the organism in Eukaryota, Metazoa, Chordata, Mammalia, Carnivora, Phocidae. Gene Ontology annotation, molecular function: ubiquitin-protein transferase activity; protein binding; metal ion binding. The record is from RefSeq and is a predicted model, not a curated record.